AUUUAUUAAUUAUUAAAUAAUAAGUAGAAGUUAAACAGACCAAAUAAAAAAUAAAAUACAAAAAACAAAACAAAGAAAACAAAGGACCCGGUUCAUAGUGACCCAAUCCAAAUAAAAACACCAAAGAGAUGUUGCAGCCGACCAAUACUCCAUUUUCACUACACAAUUAGGAAAGUUCUUGAAAGUUGCCUUCACCAGAGCUAGGCCAUCGCAAAUCUCCCAAGGUUCAAAAUCUGGUGUUCUGGUAUGGAUUAGCGUCAUCAUCGCACCCUAAUGCUCUCACCGGUGCUGCAAACCCAUAGCCAAGGAGUUUAUUCUCAGAUAAGCCAAAUCUGUUCCUUCAGGCACCUGAUUCUCCUUCUUAGCAAAUCAAUCAGCAGCUAUGAUCCAGUGGGGGAUGAAGAGCUUUCUAUCACCUUUUUAUUUAAGUCAAACCUCAUAUGCUCAUUUACUUCAUCAUUUACUUGUGUAUGUAUUGCCUUUUCAGUGCAUUGCUUGCUGGCAACUUCAUCAUUAUUACAGGUUGUACCUCUUUGCUGUCUGAUUCUUUUGAUGAAGAUGCACAUGAUGCUACAUUAUGUGUAUUAUUCACCCUAUAGUGUUGGCUUCCAAUUUCAGUCUCUAUUGCCCGAGCAUUGGUUCUCGUCUUCCUUAGCAUUCCAACUUUAUAAGUUACCAACCACUUUCCCACUUGCCAAGAUUUUAAUAGGUCUGUUAAUGCGGGUCCAGAAUUUCAAGGUUGCGAGUGCCACUAUUUUAUACAUGCAAAAACCUACAACAGGCCACAAAGAUUGAAUAGGAAGGAUGGAUCGGGUCAGUUAAUUUUCAAUUGAUUUGAUUAGGUCUAUUAGGUAUUCUAUUCAUAAAUAGACAAAUAAGUUUCGUUUAGUUUAGCUUUUUUCGCACUUGAUUUAAAUAUUUAAAUUUUAGUCAGCUGUAAGAAAUUACAAAAAAAAAAUCAUUAAUUGAAAGAGCACAUUCAUUUAGAUAGAUUGAUAAAAAUGUAAAUUUCUACAUAUUUUUUUUCUUUGCUAGAUUAAUUUACCUUCAAUAUUUUUGAGUUGGUUUUUCUAUCUUAAUUAUCAAAUUUUAUGACAAUUAUCUGCAAAACAAGAGCUUCACAUUUUUAAUCUAUAAGCAUCAACCAAAAUGUCUAGUAAACAAACCAUUUUGAUCUCUCAAAAGUAAAAAAUUUACGGCCAAAUUAUAUUCAAAUUACUUAUCAAAGAAGUUUGCUUAUGAAGUAAGACUGAAUUGUAGAAACAAAAUAAUAAUUGGUGCAAAUAAAUUAAAAAAGAAAAGAUGAUGAUGAAGGAGGAGGAAAAUGAGAGUAUUUUUUUUUAGCAGUAGUGGAGAAAGAAAAGAAGAAAAUAAAAGGAAGAAAAAGGAGAAAAGCGAGGAGGAGACAAAUCAAUUGUCUUUAGAAUUAGUUACCAAAAAAUGCUUGUACGCAGGAUCGAACUCGGAUGCUCAGUGAAAGAAUCUUUGCGGCCUACAUUAACCAGUGCCACCAAAGGGGCUUUGUGCAUAGGUAGUGCCAUUUAAUGUAUUCAUAGGUUUUCUUACAAAUAUUUACAUAUACACACAAAAAAUUUGUCGAAGUGUGCGGGCGGCGUGGCACUCCUAUCUCAUAAGGUAUAUCCGCCCCUGAUGGGUGGUGAUGGAAAGAUGGAGGUUAUUAUCAAUGGCAGAAGUUGCCGCUGGUGGUAGAAAAAAGAGAGAAGAAAGGAAUUUAGGUUUGGUCAUGAUGUGAGGCGAGUUAAAAAUAAACAGAGCGAGUUAAAAUAGAUGGAAUGGAUUAAAUGAUGAGGGAGUUUAAUUGGAUGACAAGCGGCAUAUUUGAUAUUUAAAAAUCAAGAAAUUGGCUCGUAAUACAGAGUGUGAGACCCGUUAGUGGUUAAUGACACAAAAGGUCCAAAGGUGUGACAACAACAAUUUUUUUUGUCUUACUAUUAACGAGCGGUAUGAAUAGGUUAUUUUCAUAGUUCGUUGACAUAUUUAAGUUUUUUCUCUUCAAACUAUCUUUUAACAGAAUAUUUAUCUUAAUUUUUUUAAGUGAGUUAAUUUUCAUGUUACAUUUUAUUUUUUAUUGAGUUUGAAAGUCGAUAAUGUAUGAAAUAAUAGAAGAUGUAGGUUUGUCCAUAAUUUAAAGUAUCACAUGUUAGUAAUAAGUUAUUCAUAUUAGUUGAUUUUCGUGAUAAAUGAUUGGAUCAUGUAAAUUAGAAAUGUCUCCUUUUUUUUCAGUUUCAAAAAAAGAAAUGUCUCCUUUUUUUUUUUUUGCUAAAGAAAUAGAUUACUUAACCUAUUUUCAUAUCGCUGUCUUCACUCGGACAUUCAUUUCAAAUACAUAUCUCGUUUUUGCACGACGUAUGCUGAACUAGAAGAGAAAGGAGGGGACCAGAAAUUGUUCAGGCUAGCCAAGGCGAGGGAGAGAAAGGCACGUGAUGUGGAUCAAGUAAAGUGCAUCAAGGACGAGCAUGACAAAGUAUUGGUAGAGGAGACUCUCAUUAGACAGAGAUGACAGUCAUACUUCUACAAACUCUUGAAUGAAGAAGGGGACAGAGACAUUGUGUUGGGAGAUUUAGAACAUACAGGAAGGCGGCGUGAUUUUGGGUAUUGCAGGAGUAUUAAGGUUGAGGAGGUUAGGGGUGAUGUUCGUAGGAUGCGCAGGGGAAGAGCGAUCGGACCUGACGGGAUUCCUGGGGAAUUUUGGAAGAGCGCGGGGCCGGCAGGUUUGGAGUGGCUGACUAGGUUGUUUAAUGUCAUCUUUAAGACGGCAUUGAUUCCCGAAGAAUGGAGGGCGAGUGUAAUGAUCCCUCUGUACAAGAAUAAGGGAGAUAUCCAGAGUUGUAACAACUAUAGAGGUAUCAAACUGCUAAGCCAUACUAUGAAAGUGUGGGAAAGGGUGGUGGAGAUGAGGGUGAGGAGAGGUGUGUCUAUUUCAGAGAACCAGUUCGGAUUCAUGCCGGGACGCUCAACUACAGAAGCCAUCCAUCUUGUGAGAAGAUUGGUGGAGCAGUAUAGGGAGAGGAAGAGAGACUUACACAUGGUAUUCAUUGACCUAGAAAAGUGUUAUGACAAAGUUCCAAGAGAGAUCUUAUGGAAAUGCUUGGAGGCUAAGAGUGUACAUGUGGCGUACAUUAGGGUGAUCAAGGACAUGUAUGAGGGAGCCAAAACCAAAGUAAGGACAGUAGGAAGAGACUCAGAGCACUUUCCAGUUGUGAUGGGGUUGCAUCAAGGAUCAUCUCUUAGUCCGUUUCUAUUUGCCUUAGUGAUGGAUGGAUUGACACGGCAAAUUCAAGGUGAGGUGCCAUAGUGUAUGCUUUUCGCGGACGACAUAGUCCUGAUCGACGAGACUCGUAGCGGAGUUAACGCUAAGCUGGAGGGUUGGAGACAUACUCUGGAGGCUAAAGGGUUUAAGCUGAGUAGGACCAAUACAGAGUACUUGGAGUGUAAGUUCAGUGAAGCACCUCAGGAGGCUGGCAUGGAAGUGAGGCUUGGUACCCAGGCCAUCCAGAAGAAAAAUAGUUUUAAGUACCUUGGGUCUAUUGUGCAAGGCAGCGGGGAGAUUGACGAUGAUGUCAUACAUCGUAUUGGGGCAGGGUGGAUGAAAUGGAGGCUUGCUUCCGGAGUGCUAUGUGACAAGAAGGUGCCACCAAAACUUAAGGGCAAGUUCUACAAAGCGGUGGUUAGACCGACUACGUUGUAUGGGGUGGAGUGCUGGCCAGUUAAGAUCUCUCACGUUCAAAAUAUGAAAGUUGCCGAGAUGAGAAUGUUGAGAUGGAUGUGUGGCCACACCAGGAGCGACAUGAUUAGGAAUGAGGAUAUUCGGGAUAAGGUGGGGGUGGCCUCGGUGGAAGACAAGAUGCGAGAAGCGAGAUUGAGAUGGUUUGGGCAUGUGAAGAGGAGAGACACAGAUGCACCAGUGCAGAGGUGUGAGAGGUUGGCCAUGGAUGGUUUCAGACGAGGUAGGGGUAGGCCGAAGAAGUAUUGAGGAGAGGUAAUUAGACACGACAUGGCGCAAUUACAGCUUACCGAGGACAUGACCUUAGAUAAGAGGGUUUGGAGGACCCAAAUUAGGGUAGAAGGCUAGUAGAUAGUCUCGUUAUCCGUUCUUAUUAGUAGUCGCAGUAUCGCAAUAUAAUUUCUUGUGCUCCGAUUUAUGCUAUUAUCUGCUAUUUCCUGUGCUUUGAUUAUCCUGUGGUAUCUGUGUCGAUUACAUUAUUUUAUUUUAUAUUAUUGCAUUUCCAUGUCGCUUUGAAUUUCUUAGCCUUAUCUGACUUUUUUUAUGCUUUUAUGCUUUUCUUGAGCCGAGGGUCUUUCGGAAACAGCCGUCCUACCUUGGUAGGAGUAAGGUCUGCGUACACUCUACCUUCCCCAGACCCCACGAUGUGGGAUUUCACUGGGUUGUUGUUGUUGUUGUUGUUGUUUUUGCACGACGUCUCUCCCAGGCGGAGACGAAUCUAGGAUUUAAAUUUUAGGGGUUGAACAUCUUAAAUUUUUAGCACUAAACCAUUAUGUUUCUAAGGUUAUGGGUUCAUAUCUAUCAUUUAUUGUAAUUUUAGUAAGCUUUUACACACAAAUUUAUAUCUCGGAUCAAAAGUUUGGGGUUCAAUUGAACCUAAGUUAUAGUG
This is a messenger RNA of Lycium barbarum (goji berry), 4634 nucleotides long. RefSeq lists its product as uncharacterized. The record is from RefSeq and is a predicted model, not a curated record. The transcript has 4 exons. The coding region runs from base 274 to 795 and encodes 173 amino acids. Lineage: Eukaryota; Viridiplantae; Streptophyta; Magnoliopsida; Solanales; Solanaceae.